Molecule: messenger RNA, 5621 nt
Organism: Thrips palmi
Lineage: Eukaryota; Metazoa; Arthropoda; Insecta; Thysanoptera; Thripidae
Gene: bif
Product: flocculation protein FLO11
Exons: 4
Coding region: 158-2995 (945 amino acids)
Biological process (GO): chemotaxis; neuronal signal transduction
Cellular component (GO): rough endoplasmic reticulum membrane; nuclear membrane
Molecular function (GO): microtubule binding
Source: RefSeq, a predicted model, not a curated record
CCGCAGAGUGCGCUUGGCCCCCGAGCCCGUCGGAGCGGCAGCGGCAGCAGUGUGGGCAGCAGCAGCGCCCCUCGAGAGGCUCGAGAGCGAGACAGCGGCAACGGCAACGGCAGCCACAGUGCCGCAGCCGGUCGGAGUCGGAGUCGGGGUCGCUAACAUGCGGCUGGUGGAACAGCUGCAGCUCCAGCGCGGCGUCGGUGUCGGUCACGACGACAUAACCUUCAAUGGCCUGCACCCGGACGAGCUGGGAGUGAAGAAGCAGCGUCUGCACUGCGUCCCCGUGGCCAGCAUCGGCACAAUGGUGGAGGAGAAGUCGCCCCUGCCUCUGACGGGGCCCCGCGCCCUGGUGCGCGUCCCCCGCACGCCGCGGAUCGCCAAGCAGUACCUGGCCAAGGUGGCCAAGAACGACACCAACACCGCCAUGGCGGAGGAGUGCAACUCGGACUCGAGCGAGGAGCUCCAGUACGGACCGGGGAUAGUGAAGAAGCUCAAGAGCAAAUACUUGAGCAUGACUUUGAGGGAGAGUGGUUCUAGGCCCUCCUUGUCUAACAUGAGGAGAGCCACUUCGCUGGAAAAUUUGCUUGACGAGGAGCCAGUGAAGCAGACUGAUACCAAGCCGCCACACUUUGUCAAACGUGUGCCUGGCCAUACAGCUAGGAAAGUUGUGUCAACGCAUCAGUCUCGCAGUGCAGAGCCUUCCCAACGGGACAUGAAGCGAGCUCGUUCAAUGGAGACUUUACUUCGCUACGACCCUAAGCUUCAUAUGAGUCACUCCAAUUCCGGACUCAAUGUUCACCUGGAGGACGUUGAGAAUGACAGCACUAUCAGCGACAACAGAGAAUGGAGUGCUGUGCAUCAUCGCAAAUCUGCUGAGGGGGACAAAGAGGAGUCCCUGUUGCUGCGAAAGAAGUUAGCUGUUACUGUGGAGCAAACAGAACUACCUCCUCCUGAUCUUGUGAAGCAGACUUUAAAGAUUUUUGAGUCAUCGGGUUCCCCUGGACCUGUGUCUCCACCAGUGCCCCCAGUGCGCUCCUCUGUGAGCAAGAGUGUUAAUUUUAAGACAAAUAAUGCCAAACCAGUGCCUAAAGUGAAUAAUUCUGUGUCAAAGAAACCUCAGGUUUCACCCAAACCAGUGUUCAGCCCUGAGAAACUCCGUUCUCCAGCCAAAGUGGCAUCACCAAAGAAAAGUGUUGAGGUUAGUGAUAGAGUGACCGUUGUAGACAGUGUGAGUGCUCCACCUCCAGUUCCUUGCCGUCGCUCUGGUGAUUCGUCCCCAGUGCCGGUGAGCCCAGUGAGUCCCCUGAGCAGCCCAGUAGCCCCACUUGCUUCUGCUGUUCCACCCAGUCAGGCUAGGAAUUCAAGCAUUAGAAGUCCUCCCUCACCAAGGAAGACUAUGGGCCUUCCUGUCUUAUCACCAACCGAAGACAAACCUCCUCCGAUUCCAAGGAGAGACAAGUCUCCUAGUUCAUCGACUCCUGCCACUCCUCUUACUCCGACAACACCUGUUAAUGGUAACUCAAAUGGAAGACCGGAGUCUUUGGACGUAAAGCCAAUUUACUCAGCCUCUGACAGUGAUGAAGAAAUGGAUGACAUUGAUGCAGUCAGCACCAAGUCUGUAUCCACAUCAGCUUUAGAAAACAUCCGGAAGGAUGGAACCUCCAUGCAGUUCAGCUUUGGAGCCAACAUGAGUCCUUCAAAUGACAUGUCGAAGUCUCACUUGCCAAAAGUGAAGCCUACUCCUCCUAAAGAUCUUCCCAUUCCGGUCAAAUCAAUGCCUACAAACAAUGUUCGCUCUAUGUCUCCAUUUGAAAAUCCGGCUGACUCUGCUUCAAGGCCUGGCACUGUUUUCAAUGUGGCCGCGUUACCUCAUGGGGCUGUUUUAAAAUCACCUGAAUCCCCAGUCCAGCACGCUAAACAAGUUGGUGUCAUCAGGCCACUUGUGUCAACAAAGCAUCACACUCCUCACAAUUCAUCACCUGUUCCCAGCGCAGCAACGACUCUGACUAACAGAGAGAUAGAGAAAAAUUUGAUCAAUCGAGCAAAGUCCAUUGAGCAACCUGUCACAAAAGUGGUGGUGUCUUUGAAGAAACUUCCCGAUGAUGUUGUUGUUGGGUCUGUCUCACAUGGUGCUCUGGCAUUUGCUGUCAACGGCGAAGAAGGAAGCAGCCCUCCUGGAGCCAGUGCCAAACGUGGGAAAGCUCCUGGUCUCUGGGACAAGAAACCCUGGCAUCAUCAAGACAAUACCAUGGUUUUCAACUUCAGCAACCGCAAGGAGGUGCCCGAUUACAUUGAGAAUGAUGGACUAAUUCUUCGUGGGAAAAGGGAGAAACCAAGGGACGGCGGCGUGCUGCUGCUGGGCGCCAGCGCGGACGAGUCCUCGACGGACGGCGACCCGGACGGCAUGGGCGACGUGGACGAGUGGCUGGUGGAGCCGCCCUCGCCCUGCAGCGUGGUCUUCGAGGGCAGCAACGUCAUCAUCAACGGCCGCAGCAACCUGCGCAAGCAGUCGCCGCGGCAGCCGCGCAAGGUGAGGAAGUUGCGCAUCCAGUUCAACGACGAGGCCACCACCAUGUUCGAGUACCCGUCGGAGGCGUCGCUGCUGGAGGACGGAGCCCACCCCGCCCCCACCCCGCCCCCGCCUAGCACCCCCGCCCCCGCGCCGCCCUCCGCCCCCUCGCCCGGCCUGUCUGGCCUGCCCGUGCCGCUAGGUAGCGGUAGUCUGGCUAGCUACACCCCCAGCAAGUUGCAGCUGGGCGCGCUGGGCGCCUCGGAACCGUUCCAGCUCGGGGUGACCCGAGUUCCGUCCGCCUCGUCGCCCAGCCUGUCCAGCCUGUCAUCCCCGGACGACGCGGCCAGCGGGGCCUCCACCGCGUCGAGCGUGGACACCCUGGAGGCGGACCGGGACCACUCCGACGACGGCGACCACCUGAAGCCCGCGCGGGAGGGCGAGUCGGUGACGUGGAGCGAGGAGUCGGGGACGGACCUGCUUUUCUGAGAGUUGCUUGACUUGGUGAACAACAUGUAAAUAAAGGUUCACCAAGGAGAAUAUUGACGCGAGGGCGGCCAGGGCCAGACGCCGCGGACGCUCAGCCAUCAUUGCUCGGCGCUCGGCGCGACCGCCCUCUUUGACACUUGUGACACUGUGCCAGUUCAUCGCCCCAAAUUGCAGGAAGACUUGAGACGGGGCAUUCUAAGUGUGGAUUUCAAGUAUGAGUGUGUGUGUGAUUCUCUGAAGAGCAAAUUUUUUCAGUCACACAGUCACCGUUUGGCAGAAACUCAUUAUCAUGACACGUCAGAGUCUGAAAGGAAAUAGUACUAUUGUUGGUUUGGUCUUUAAACUCAAUGUAUUCCAAACUUUUAUUAAAUUCACAAGACAUGUUAGGAAUGUUUUAAAUUUGACAGUUGUUAUGUAUGUUGUUCCUUAUCAGAAAUUAGGCCAGCUCUUGUCAUGAAAAUAUGCAUUUCAGUAAUGUAGUAGUAGAUCGGACUUGAAAUUCUUCUUUGAAUUGUUCUUUCAACAUAAUGUUCCAAUUUUUUUAGUAUAUUCAUUGGUAUAGUGAGCAGAUGGCAGAUGGCUUUUCUACAUGCUUACAAAAUGGUCAAUCACUGAAAUUACUAUCUCCCCUGAGUUUUAGUUUCCAUGUAUUUCUACAAAUUUCAUUAAAUUUGUCAUGCUAAUCUUUAACAUUCAUGUUCUUUAUGGUAGUAAAUAAAUAAGUAAACGAGCUUAAGAUCUAGAGUCAAUUAGUCAAUGGACUGGUCAAAUUUCUAUGAACGUUUUCUUUGUUCGGCCUAAUGAGCUGCAGUGUUUCAAAUGUUUGCCUGUACAGUUUUGCGGCUGUUAUUUCCAAUUUGACUCCAUCCAACCUUUAACAAAAUUUUAACAAGAGCAGCUGAUUAAGAGAACAAACUGCUCAAACUUUUAUAUUGAUUAGCACUCUACUUUGUUUCCUCCAUUACUAGUAUGUAAGAAUAUGGAUGACGUUCAAAUUUUUUCGCCUAAUUUUUUCAAAGGGACUACUAUCUUAUUAUGAUGGGCCUGUAGUGCCAACAUUCCACAUGCUGCUGAAACAUAUAUAGUUUCAUAUUGUACUUUCACAAUUCUGUCGCAACUGAAUUUAUGUCAAAAUGCUGUCACUACAAUGAGUAUUUAGUACCACUUCUGAUGAAUCGAUAGUGCAAUGUUACUCGUGGCUACAAAAUUCUAGGCCACAGUUGAAAAUCCCUUUGUAGUCAAUAUUCUCUUUGUGUACAUAUUGUUAAAGGUGCAAAUUUAUAUUAAUAACAAUCUGUUUUAUUAUUGUUAAGACUUGUUUAAAACAUAGUUUUGUCCCCAGCCUGGUAAAAAUGUGCAACUUAUUUCUUAAUACUAUUAUUUCAAGGCUGUUAAUUUUAAGAAUGGGGUAAUGUAACUUGUAUACAAAGCAUUUAUUAGAAAUUGCUUCUAGGCACGUAUUUUAUUUGAUGAUGUGAAACAAAUUAUUCUGCAAUGAGUGUGAUGUGCUUACACUGCCAAAAUUAUUUAAGUUUCUAUUACAUAGACCUACUCAUGGCAUUAGAUUAAAUUGAAAGACACGAUGAAAAAUGUUUGUUGACACGGGGGUGCUCCAAGCAGUCUUGUGUUGUGAUUCUCUUGUGAUGUGUUUGCAUUGCAUUCUGCAGAUUCACAGCAAGACUUUGUUUUGUGAUAUUGAGUGGGGGUUACCAAUUAGCACCAUGCUAUGUUCCCCUAUCCCGUCUGAUUCUUUGUAAGUUUUAACUGUAGAUAAGAAUGGUUGCGUGGUAUUACUUUAGUGGGUCCAAUCCUGUACUGACAGUAGGCCAUAAUGAUGCACUUACAUUCUGACAUCAACUGAGAUUUCAUCCAAGCGCUGUAUUGCAGAGCCAUCAGAUGAAGUGAUCAAGUUUAUCAUAUGUGAUUUUAAGGUUGCCAAGUAAGUGACCUUGAAUUUGUCUUUAAAUUUCAAUUUUGUGAGAAUAAUGUGUAAUACCAUGCAAUACCUGGACAUCAGUAGGGAAUUGAUAAUACUAAUUUUGAGGCAUACGUAUCUCAUUGAAAUCUGAGUAGUUACUCAUUGUAUAUUCCCAUAUCUCUUCUAGUCAUUAGUGAUUUUAGUGUGGAGCAAAGGCUAGUGUCGUUCUGCCACAAAAGAAAAUUUGGCUACUGUUUUCAAAUAAGAUUUGCCCCAAAGAUUCAGCUGUACCCUCACAGCUCAUUAAACUUUGGGAUAACCGCAAACCAUAUGAGUAUAUGGCAUUUCUGAAGCCCUGUGGAUUGUAAUGCUACAUUUGCCACAGUUGUGACCUUGAUAAACCAAAUGAAUUACUUCAUUGUAGUAAGCUGAUUGCCAUCAGCACGGUUUCUCCUCGGUGAUAAAUUUGUGAAAAAUUUAAACAGUGUAUCUCUGUUUUUCAUCCUGUAUAUCAAUGCAAUCAUUCUUUUCCUUUCUUGGAAGAAAAUCUUACAAAUGCGCCAUACAGUGGCUCUCUUAUGUACGAUAGCUGUAUAUUCCCAUGUAUAAUUUAAGUUAACAAAAUGAGAGGUAGGCCAAUAUUAUGAAAGUGUUGUAUUUGUAUCAUUAUUCAUCAAUAGUGUGGAUUAAAGAAAAUGUCAUUGAUAA